Messenger RNA from Amoebophrya sp. A25, 472 nucleotides. Lineage: Eukaryota; Dinophyceae; Syndiniales; Amoebophryaceae. The record is from the annotation of a GenBank genome assembly.
AUGGCAAGAAGAACUACCUAUCUACUACCCAGUAUUGGCUUUAUUAUUAUUAUCUUAGCAAGAACUACAAGCGUUCGCUUACCUCAAGGUUAUUUGUCCAGAGCUGCCAGUAUCACAGAAAUACUGUCAGACCACGUCUCUACGGGCACCAUGAACGGCGAUAACAGGGACAACAGCAUGCGCGAAGUAGUAGACGUUGUAAGGACGACGAUGCAGCACUCUUGUUACCCUGCCUCUGACCCUGCUGAUCAUCUUCGUCACGAUUGACGAUGAUGAACAUCAAGUUUGUAAUUGAUGUUGAAGGCCAACGGCAAGGUAGAUGAUGGUCCAGCUCGUGAAGGUCUUUUAAAGCUACUUAUUUGGAAUUAGUGCUGGGGAUUCUUCAAAGAUGGCCACAUGAAACCUCUCUCGUAUGAGUGAACGUUUUCUUUUAUCCAUCGGAAGAAAAUAUAAAAUCUGAAAGCCACGGCGA